This is a messenger RNA of Haplochromis burtoni (Burton's mouthbrooder), 2262 nucleotides long. It is a transcript of the gene itk, whose product is annotated as IL2 inducible T cell kinase. Lineage: Eukaryota; Metazoa; Chordata; Actinopteri; Cichliformes; Cichlidae. The coding region runs from base 110 to 1963 and encodes 617 amino acids. The record is from RefSeq and is a predicted model, not a curated record. The transcript has 17 exons. Gene Ontology annotation, biological process: T cell receptor signaling pathway; adaptive immune response; intracellular signal transduction. Gene Ontology annotation, molecular function: non-membrane spanning protein tyrosine kinase activity; ATP binding; protein binding.
UCUUGUACACUCACUGCUACUCUGUCUCUGCAUGCUGUAGGCAAUGCCGCCUCUCUUGGUAUGACAAAACAAGGCAGUAUUUCUCAUUGCGCUUCUCAUAGCUGGUAAAAUGUUCCCCAGGGUGAUUUUGAAGGGAACUCUGAUCAAAAAAUCUCAACAGAAGAAGCGAGUGUCACCCUGUAACUAUAAAGAGCGAUUUUUUGUGUUGGAUACCCAAGACCUGAAGUAUUCUGAACGUCGUCCCGGGAAAAAGCCUUUGCUGAAAGGUUGCAUCGAGCUGUCCAGAAUUAAGUGCGUGGAGAUUGUGUGUACUGAUGUGCCCAUACCAUGCAGCUUUAAGUACCCUUUUCAGGUUUUUCAUGACAGUUAUUACCUCUACAUAUUUGCACCAGACAAUGACUGCCGUCAGAAAUGGGUCAGAGCUCUUAAAGAGGAGACAAAGAAUAACAACUUAGUUCCAAAAUACCACCCAAACUUCUGGAUGGAUGGAAAAUGGAGAUGCUGCCAGCAAACAGAGAAACUGGCGACUGGGUGCAACGUGUACGACCCAGUGGGCUAUGCCUCUAAAAAGCCGCUUCCCAGCCUCCCGGAGCCAGAGAUGGAGCUGGAAGAUGCGGGGCAACAGAAGGUCAUCGCUUUGCAAAACUACACGCCACAGGGAGACAAUGACUUACCUCUUCAGAAAGAUCAGGAGUAUCUCCUGGUUAAGAAUUCCCAUUCCACCUGGUGGCUUGUACAGGAUGAGAGAGGGAACUCGGGUUUUGUGCCCAGUACAUACGUAGCUGAAAAAUCCAUCAACAACUUUGAAAGAUUUGAAUGGUACAACAAAAACAUUAGCAGAGCGCAAGCAGAAGAAUUGCUAAUGAAAGAGGGUAAGGAAGGUGCAUUCAUUGUGCGGGACUCAAGACAGGCGGGAGUGUACACAGUGUCUGUUUUUUCCAAAGCACCAGGGUCUAAUGGGGAGAAGAAUCCGAGAGUGAAGCAUUACCAAAUUAGACAAACCGAAACGAGCCCAGCUUCUUUUUACCUGGCAGAGAAAUACCUGUUUAGCACCAUUCCUGAGCUCAUAUAUUACCACCAGCACAAUGCUGCAGGGCUAAUAACACGGCUGAGACACCCCGUCUCUCAAGGUCAAUGCUGCUCCCAGGAUUCUACUGAUAUCGCAAAAGAUCAGUGGGAAGUGGACCCUAAGGAGCUGAUACUGGGUCAGGAGAUAGGCAGCGGCCAGUUUGGACUGGUGCUGGAAGGCAGCUGGAGGGAUCUCAAGGUAGCGGUGAAGAUGGUAAGAGAAGAGUGCAUGUCAGACGACGAAUUUAAAGAAGAGGCACGGAUUAUGAUGAGACUCUCUCACUCGAAGCUGGUACAGCUGUAUGGCGUGUGCACACAACAUUCUCCUAUCUGCCUCGUGUUUGAGUACAUGGAAAACGGCUGCCUGACGGACUACCUGCGAGAAAGGAAAGGCUCGUUGCCUCAGGAUAUAUUGUUGGGGAUGUGUCUGGAUGUCAGCGAAGGGAUGGCUUAUCUAGAGAUGUCCAACUUCAUCCACAGAGAUCUGGCUGCCAGGAACUGUCUCGUCUCAAAGAACAACGAGGUGAAGGUAUCGGACUUUGGAAUGACCAGAUUUGUUCUUGAUGAUCAGUACACGAGCUCACAGUGCUCCAAGUUCCCUGUCAAGUGGUCAGCCCCAGAGGUCAUCAGAUACUGCAAAUUCAGCACCAAGUCUGACGUCUGGUCAUUCGGUGUGCUCAUGUGGGAGGUGUACAACGAAGGCCGACUCCCCUAUGAGAACCGCACUAAUGCAGAAGUGGUGGACUCCCUGAACGCAGGCCUGAGGCUCCUGAAGCCACGCUUGGCCCCGGACUCUGUCCACCUACUCAUGGAGUGGUGUUGGAAGGAGAAACCAGACGAUCGCCCAACAUUUGGGCUCCUCUUUCACGAGCUGGCCUCCCUUUCAGACGCCUGAACCAACAUGUGAUUUGUGAUUUUUUUUAUAUAUAAUAUUUAUUUUAUUUAUUUACUGUAACCAGUUGCUUGUCAUUUGUAAAGUUAGAUUAUUCCAAAGCAAUUUUAUAUCCUGGAUUUUGCACUUUAUCUCUUUCGUAGCUUUGUAAGUAUCCCCUGAGAGGGCUCACACAGUCCAUUCACACAGCUACUGGUGCUUCCUGCAGAAUCAUGUAAAGGUCUGAGUAAUUCUAUAAGCCAUAUAAAAGUGAGAUGUUUGCUUUUCAGUCAGCUGACUGUCAUUAAACUGAAUGUUUUACA